This is a messenger RNA of Daucus carota subsp. sativus, 2001 nucleotides long. Its product is annotated as pentatricopeptide repeat-containing protein At4g31070, mitochondrial. The coding region runs from base 115 to 1968 and encodes 617 amino acids. NCBI's taxonomy places the organism in Eukaryota, Viridiplantae, Streptophyta, Magnoliopsida, Apiales, Apiaceae. The transcript has a single exon. Gene Ontology annotation, molecular function: protein binding. The record is from RefSeq and is a predicted model, not a curated record.
GUUAAGUUGCAUCAAAAAAUGGGGAAGCAUAACUUAAAAACACACACUCAUUUGUUGUAAAACUCCAUUUUAGAAGAUUAGCAUGAGCUUCGGCCUACCCCCUAAGUCCUAACAAUGUACAUAAGACGAUUUUGCUCAGCUACCGCAUUGGAGUCUUCAUCGCUGACAGAGUCCAUAACAAAGCUCAAGCAUCUUGUUCAUCAAAAAUUGAAUGAUCAGGCCUUGAUAUUUUACAAACACCAACUCCAUGGAAACGCCUCUGUUUCGUCAUCCUUCAUUCUUCCUUCUGUUAUCAAAGCAUGUUCCCAAUCUCAGACAACCCAUCAGCUAUUUGGGUUUCAGCUUCAGGGGUAUAUAUUUAAAUCAGGGUUUGAUUCAGACCCUGUUGUCACCAACUCUAUGGUAUCAAUGUAUGCUAAGUUCUUGGACACUGGAAGUGCAUCUAAAUUGUUUGAUCAAAUGCCUUGUAAAGAUACCGUGUCGUGGAACGCUAUGAUCAAUUGUUUGGUUCAGAAUGGUUGUGGUUUGGAGGCGCUUGGAGUGUUUAGGGAAAUGUAUGCGCUUGGGUUUGUGCCGAAAGCGGAGCUGAUUGCUAGUGUGCUUUCGGUGUGUGUUCAGAGUGGAUGUGUGGGAGCUGGAAGGGAGAUUCAUGGUAUUGUUGUUGCUGAUGAAAGGAUUGAUGAGACGGUGUUUUUGUCAACGGCAUUGAUAGAUUUGUAUUGGAGGUGUCAAGAGCCUAGGUUGGCCUUUUACAUUUUUGAUAAUAUGGAAGUCAGGAAUGAGGUUUCUUGGACUGCGAUGAUCUCAGGAUGUGCAGCGGAUCACAAUUAUGAGACGGCAAUUGAUUGCUUUAUUUCGAUGCAGGUUGAAGGAGUGAAGCCAAACAGAGUUACUUUGAUUACAAUUUUACCAGCGUGUGCGAGUACUGGAUGUAGCGAGCAUGGAAAUCAGAUUCAUGGUUAUGCUUUUCGUCAUGGGUAUGACUCGGAUAUCCAUUUCCUGUCAGCUCUGAUACACAUGUACUGUAAGAGUAGCGAAACACUGGAUAAUGCUAAACUAACAUUUGAGUUUUCAAAGAACAAGGAUGUUGUGUUGUGGAGUUCGAUCAUAGCAGGGUGUUCACAAAAUGAAGACAGUUCAGAAGAGUCGAUAAGAUAUUUCAACAGAAUGCAGGAAGGGGAAAUUGCUCCCAACUAUGUAACUAUGUUGGGCCUGAUUUCUGCCUGUACUAACCUUUCAUCAAUUGGUCAUGGACGUGUAGUUCAUGGGUAUGUGCUAAAAUAUGGUAUGUUUUCAGAGUUAUCUAUUGGAAACUGCCUUGUAAACAUGUACUCGAAAUGUGGUAGUCUCACAGAUUCACAUCAAAGCUUUAAAGAAUUAUCUACAAGAGACUCCAUAUCGUGGAGUUCACUUAUCAACGCAUACGCCCUUCAUGGUUGUGGCAAAGAAGCUCUGAGUCUUUUUUACGACAUGCAAAUGAGUGGAAUAGAGGCUGAUUCUAUCACCUACCUCUCUGUUUUAUCCGCCUGCAACCAUGCUGGUCUUGUAGAAGAGGGAAAGACGCUCUUCAAUGAAGCAGUAAAAGCCGAUAACCAAUCACUUGGUGCAAAACAUUAUGCUUGCCAUAUUGAUCUUCUUGGAAGGGCAGGGAAGCUUGAAGAUGCUUGUGAUGUUAUAAAGGCAAUGCCGACGAAACCCAGUAUAAGGAUUUGGAGCUCACUGGUGUCAGCUUGCAAGCUUCAUGGGAGACUAGGCCUUGCAGCAACGUUGGCUCAUCAACUUCUAUUGUCUGAACCCGAGAACGCUGCGCUGCAUACGUUGCUGAGUAUGGUUUAUGCUGAAUCAGGUAACUGGCCUGGUGUAGAAGAAGUAAGGUGUAAUAUGAAAAUGAGAGGAUUAAGAAAGAGUUAUGGAUUCAGUAGAAUUGAGGUGGAGAAUGAACCAAUGUACUUUAGUUUGUCACAUUAAUAAAGUUUAUAAAGUACGCACUAUUUAAAUCAA